AUGGCCUCUGCAGAACUCUCCAAGAAGCGCAAGCGCGCCGAGCCCACGGCCGACGCCGCCGCCGUCGCAGACGGGUCCUCGACGAAGAAGUCCAAAUCCGAAAAGAAGGAGAAGAAGGAAAAGAAGGAAAAGAAGGCCGCCGCCGAAUCCGCACCCGAAGGCGGAGAAUUCAUCGCCCUCGAGGAAUCAAAGGCCGAAAAGAAGGAACGCAAGCGCAAGGAAAAGGAAGCGCGUAAAGCCGCCGAGGCCGCCGUAGAGGACGCAUCAGCAGACGCCGACGCAAUGGACGUUGACCCGCCCGCGCAAGAGAAGAAGGUCAAGAAGAGCAAGAAGGAAGAUUUGGAUGUCAAGACGGAGAAGAAGGAGAAGAAGGAUAAGAAGGACAAGAAAGAGAAGAAGGAUAAGAAGAAGAAGGAGGCCGCUGCAGAGACCGAGACUGAGGCCAAUGGUGUAGAGACUGCUGUCGCCGAGGAAAAGACGGAGAAGACGGAGAAGAAGGAAAAAAAGUCAAAGAAGGCGAAGAAGGCAAAGGACGAGGCUGCGCCGGCGGCAGCGGCCCCUGUCGAAGAAGCAGCGGCUGAGCCAGCAGCUCAAGAAGAAGAGACCGCCGAGGGAGGAAAGAGGGAAAAGUACAUUGUUUUCGUCGCUAAUCAUUCCCUCAACCCCCCAGGAAACCUCCCCUACACGGCAAACAAGGACUCCAUCAACGCCCACUUCGCAGCCUACAAGCCCUCGGCCAUCCGCUGCCUCCACAAGGACGGCAACCCCAACGUCUGCCGCGGCAUCGCCUUUCUCGAGUUCUCCAACGGCUCCAACAUGCGCACCUGCCUCGACAAGAUGCACCACACCUCGUUCGACGACGGCCUCUCGCCCGCGCGCCAGAUCAACCUCGAGCUUUCGUACGUUUGCGUCCCGUAUUGCUUCACCCCCAGCCCUCACCAUCCUACCCUGAUCCCAACCCUCCUUCUACCUCUCCUAAACCAACCCCUGCCUCCCCUGAUCGCCGGCGGCGGAGGCAAGAGCAAGUUCCGCAAGGACAAGAUCAAGGAGCGCAACGUCCAGCUCGACGAGAACCGCCACAGGCGCAUGCAAAAGGAGGAGGAGUACAAGAAGGAGAGGGCCAAGCAGGGUGGGGCCAACUCCCAGCAGGAUAGCAUCCACCCCAGUCGCUUGGCCAUGAUGUAUCACUGGAUCUGGAUAUAUAUACACCUCUGGAUCAAGGAACCAGGAGUUGUGAUUCUCACGCAUCCAAUACCCAAGUGCAUUUGCAAUGGCAGUCAAUUCUCAAGACGAAGCUCAUCCCUUCCUGACCCAGUGUCUAAAUUCCUCCAUGAAAAAAGUAGUGUCUUUCAUGCCUGCUACCAACGAUGCCCCAUUGUGUCUGUCAUUCUCUUCUUCGCCUUUUGCUCCCGGAAACGGGACAAAAGAGCAAUAACGAAAGCACUGAUCCUGCUCAACUGCCAUGGCCGAUUCCAGAGACACCACGAGUGUCAUUCACAAAUUCGGUGUGGCAGGUGGGCGAAAUCUGAUAUUUGGGGGUUUGUUGCGAUCUUCGCAGGCUGUGCUCAGCGGGGGGCUCUCGAAUGGGGUUGUGCCUCUGAAAAUAAGUGUCUCUUCUCGUUGGAUAAGCGUGAGGCACCGGGUUGUGCAACAUGGUUGAGCCCUGACGAAAAGGCAGCAGAGAACUAG
Colletotrichum lupini is the source of this 1689-nucleotide messenger RNA. RefSeq names its product RNA recognition domain-containing protein. Gene Ontology annotation, molecular function: RNA binding. Lineage: Eukaryota; Fungi; Ascomycota; Sordariomycetes; Glomerellales; Glomerellaceae. The record is from RefSeq and is a predicted model, not a curated record. Bases 1 to 1689 code for a protein of 562 amino acids. The transcript has 6 exons.